Pollicipes pollicipes is the source of this 1323-nucleotide messenger RNA. RefSeq names its product B-cell CLL/lymphoma 9-like protein. NCBI's taxonomy places the organism in Eukaryota, Metazoa, Arthropoda, Thecostraca, Pollicipedomorpha, Pollicipedidae. The record is from RefSeq and is a predicted model, not a curated record. The transcript is spliced from 8 exons. The coding region runs from base 1 to 1323 and encodes 440 amino acids.
AUGUCGGCCGCUCAGCCUCUGCCCUCGAGCGUCAUCAACAAGCAGCCGAUGACGGCCGACGCGCAGUACAUGCAGCAGCAGAGCCAUAUCUUCGUCUUCUCCACGCAGCUGGCCAACAGGGCGUUCGAGUCGGUGGUGCAGAGCCAGUACCCGACCAUCAUCGCUUACCACUGCUCGCAGCCCGGCACCAAGAAGUACCUGGACCGGAACCCGCUGAAGCUGAGCCAGUUCAGCCGGAGUGCGUCAGCGCCGCAGCUCUACAACUGCAAGCGGCCGCGUCUGCCGGACGAGGAGCUGACGCCCGAGCAACGGCACCACCGCGCCUCGCAGCUGGCCACGCUCAAGCGCAUCGGCGAGAUGCUGCUGCCCGAUCAGCAGCACGCGGCGCAGCCGCCACCCAACAGCUGCCAGAUGAUGCCCAACGGACCGGCGUCCAUGUGCGGACCCAACGGGCCCACUGUCUCCAUGAACGGUCCCAUGGGCGGUGGCGGCAUGAUGAUGGGCCCCAACGGUCCGAUGAUGCCCAACAAUGGCAUGGGCCCCGGGCCUGGUGGCGGCCCGAUGGGGCCCAUGGGGCCUGGCGGGCACGGGCCCAUGAUGCCACAAGGCGGCCCGAUGGGCCCUGGCAUGAUGGGGCCGAUGGAUCCGCGCAUGAUGGGCCCGCAGCAGAGGAUGAUGGGCCCCGGCGGCCCGCCCACCUCCAUUGCCGCCCAGAUGGAGUGGCAGCGGCUGCAGAGCGAGUUCUACGACGAACGGCGACGGAAGGGCAUGCUCAACAUGGGUCCCGGUUGCCACAUGGGACCGCACGGACCCGGAAUGCCAAUGGGCCACCAACCCGGCGGUCCCAUGGGUCCACAGGGCCCGAGCGGUCCGAUGGGACCGCAGGGCAUGGGCGGCCCGAUGGGCCCUCAGGGCCCAGGCGGUCCGAUGGGACCGCAGGGUCCCGGUGCGCCGAUGGGUCCGCAGGGUCCCGGCAGCCCGAUGUGCGGCCAGGGUCCGCCGGGCCCGAUGCACCCCAACAUGCGUAUGAUGAUGAUGAUGCCGAGCCGGAUGCAGGGUCCGCCGCCGCCGUACCCGCUGAGCCAGCCUCGUGCCGUCGGCGUGCCGGGCGCGCUGUCUACCGCCCGCAAUACAGUACAUCAACAACUUCGAGGUCAAGAGCUGACCAUCCACAAGCAGGCCAACACGGGCCUGCGGGACGCCGACGUGCGGCCCACCCUCUGUGCAUUCGACGCAGCGCCGCCCGCCUCGCUGGCCGCCUUCCCCGGCGCCCACUCGCCGGCCGCCAUGGCUGGCCCCAUGUGCGCCGGCCUGGCGGCAUGA